AUGUUCAAAAUUGAUGGUGAUGUAUUUCGUCCACCACAAAAAGAUAUACUUUUCUCUACUCUUGUUGGUAAUGGUGUUCAAAUUGCAAUGACAUUUUUAAUCACAUUAGGUAUCUUCGCUGCACUUGAUUUUCUUUCACCAGAAAAACCUGGUGCUUUAUUGACUUGUCUUAUCCUAUGUUAUGUUCUUUUGGGCAUUCCAGCUGGUUAUACUUCAGCUCGUUUAUAUAAAAUGUUUGGCGGUACAAAUUGGCAGAAAAUUGCUCUAACAACAGCUAUUACAUGUCCAAGCUUAAUUUUUGUCAUUUUGUUUGUUUUGAAUCUUGUUCUUUGGGAAAAUGUUAGUUCAACAGCUAUUCCAUGUACUACAUUUGUAGCAUUACUUGCUCUUUGGUUCUGCAUAUCAACACCAUUGGUGUUCAUUGGAGCUUACCUUGGUUUCAAACGUCCAGUUUAUAAAAAUCCUAUUCCAAUUAAUCAAAUUCCACGAGAAAUACCUAAACAGCCGCUAUACACUAAACCAUUAUUAAGUAUCUUAGUGAGUGGUAUUCUUCCAUUUGGUUGUAUUUUUAUUCAACUGUUUUUCAUCUUAAACAGUAUUUGGGCUCAUCAAUAUUAUCAUUAUUUUGGAUUUUUACUUAUCGUAUAUAUAAUUCUUAUAAUUACAUGUUCGGAAACAACAAUUCUUCUUUGCUAUUUUCAUUUAUGUACUGAGGAUUAUAAUUGGUGGUGGCGUUCAUUUUUAACAUCGGGUUCUACGGCUGUCUAUUUCUUUCUCUAUUCAGGUUAUUAUUUUGCGACUAAAUUAAAAAUAUCUGAUGGAGUAUCAACAUUUCUUUAUUUUGGUUAUACAUUAAUGCUUACAUUUAUUUUAUUUUUAUUUACCGGUGCAAUCGGUUUUCUUGCUUGUUUCUGGUUUGUUCGUAAAAUCUAUUCAGUUAUCAAAUGGGAUUACGUGAAGCAAGUAGCGAUCAAUGAUAUAUCUAAUUAUUUUAAAUGA
This is a messenger RNA of Rotaria sordida, 999 nucleotides long. The record is from the annotation of a GenBank genome assembly. NCBI's taxonomy places the organism in Eukaryota, Metazoa, Rotifera, Eurotatoria, Philodinida, Philodinidae.